AUGAAAAAACAAGAAUCUUCAACGAAUAUGGCCAGCAAAACCCAUAGGAAAGAGCAGGCUCAACCCAGGUCGACUGCCCUGGUGCUUACUGAUCCGGAAAGAAUCGAAAAUCCCGAAGAAGAAGAAUUGAAACCCAUGACAAAGGAAGAAAAAGCCCGAUUAGCCAAACAAAUUCAAUUACAACGAGAACAAGAAACCAAACAGGCAUCAUUCCCCCUUAAUUAUGUGUAUGGGUUCCAAAAUUUUGCCAAUGAACAUAUGACUUUUUGUAAGUUUGUUGAAAUGUUAGUUGUUGAAUUCAUUGUAGCGAUUUUUUAUUUAUACUACUUCACCAAAGACUGGAAAUUAGGACCACCAAUUGGAUUCAACAUUUUGGGAAUUAUACUAG
This is a messenger RNA of Hyphopichia burtonii NRRL Y-1933, 388 nucleotides long. RefSeq lists its product as uncharacterized. Lineage: Eukaryota; Fungi; Ascomycota; Pichiomycetes; Serinales; Debaryomycetaceae. The annotation marks the transcript as partial. The transcript has a single exon. The record is from RefSeq and is a predicted model, not a curated record.